Molecule: messenger RNA, 780 nt
Organism: Rhinocladiella mackenziei CBS 650.93
Lineage: Eukaryota; Fungi; Ascomycota; Eurotiomycetes; Chaetothyriales; Herpotrichiellaceae
Exons: 1
Coding region: 1-780 (259 amino acids)
Source: RefSeq, a predicted model, not a curated record
AUGACAACCCUUGCGCCUCAUGAACAGGCUUCGAACUUCCUCAGGCUGCCGCUCGAAGCUAGACUCCAUAUAUAUAGCUUCCUGCUCCCCCAGGGCACUUUCACAAUUCAGUUUUGCCGACAAUCCGAGCAGGAUCUUUACAACCCCCGCCCAGGGAAGCGCUUCACCGGCUCCAAGCUUGUGGGACAAGUCUUUGCAAUUGAAAACAUUGUUCGCAACAACGGUCUCAACCUGCUCCUGGUAAGCAGACGAACCAGAGACGAAGUCCAGCCUAUCUUGUCCAAACUGACAGUCCGCUUCCACUGCCCCAAAUGCUUCGAAGAGUUGUUGCGCAACUUGUCCAACGGCCUCGGCCCCGGUAUCAAAUGGAUCAGACACAUCGAGAUCCUCUAUGAGACUGGAUCGGGAUUCUAUGGCCCUCCACUCCGUCCCAUAACCAUCUGUCUAAGCAGAUUCAUGGCAUCAGAGGAAAUGCAAGCCAUUCAAUAUACCGCGUGGUUGUACACCGGGCAAACAGCGGUCCUGAGGAAGGAAAAUUGGACACAACAACCCCUUGCUCCCGACUGCAAAGCAAUAACCCCGCCAGAUCCAAGCCAGCCAAAUACGGAUCCUUCACUUAGAGGACGAAUAGACCGCAUUCAAAAUCGGCUGGCGUAUCAGACCGGUCCUACGCAUCCCCAACUCCUCGCUCGGGUCGGCGAGCUAGCACACUCCGUGUCUCGCUAUACGUUCGAUCCUCUCACUCAUGGGAAGUGGUUGAUCAGUUUUUCGUUCGAUUGA